Molecule: messenger RNA, 3552 nt
Organism: Paracoccidioides brasiliensis Pb18
Exons: 5
Coding region: 1-3552 (1183 amino acids)
Molecular function (GO): protein binding
Source: RefSeq, a predicted model, not a curated record
AUGACUGCUAAAAUCGCCGACAAGAGGAGGCGCUAUCUUGAGGCCUUGGAUGCGGCGAGAUGUAACGGCAAUUGGAAUGAACUCCCAAACCUCGUUCGCAAAAUUUCAAAGCAUUGCCCUGAGCGGAAAUGUCUAGUACAAGCUGCGCGUACCGAAUACCACGUUGCAGAGUUCCUGAACAGCCGACCUGGAACCGCUACCAUCAGUUCAGGAUCCAGGGAAACAAAACUCCAUGACCUCAUACCGAGCUUGCUUUCUGUAAUGGAAGAGGUGGGGAAUCCUUUGCAAGAUUCUUUUCAAGCACAGAUAUGUUUGGGUUGGCUGCAUUGGACACUAUCGGAACCCGCACUGGCUGCCUCUCGUCUCCCCAGAGACUUCGAUGUGACGCUGCAAAUUCUGUCCGGUGAUAGACAACCCCUAUCAUCCUGGACAGAAAUCUGCAUUAUAAAGGGUGGAUAUAUCAAGGGGGCCGCCCAGGCGUUAGUUUUGGGAUUUGAGGACGCGAUACGCACCUUCAAGUCGGUUUUACCUUGGGCUUCUACUUUCGUGUCGAAUUCUCCGUCAAGUCCGCAAUUUCUAUUCUGGUCUGAACAGCUCUUAUCCAAAGCUGCACUGAUAGCGAGUGAGGCCGCAGCUGAAGGACCCCUGGCAAAUGAAAAUACCGUCGAGUUUGCUCUGAGGGCAUUUCGGCUAUGGGCAUCCCACCCUAACGUAAAGCAAGGUGAUGAGGCAUCGACUGCCCUUGGUACAGCUCCAACUAAUUCAGUCUCACGAGCCUCGAUAUGGAAAGCAUACUACGGAAUUUUAUCAUCUACGCUACGACAAGUUGCAUAUGAUUCUCCGUCAGAAAGUCCGAAGCGGGCCCAACUGACGACGGAACUCCGCCGCGUGGAGGCGAUCUGUGAAAAUAUUUUGAUUAAAAACACGAAGUUCCCGAAGGCAGAGGUAGCAAACAAAGAAGUUGAAGACUGGGUUGAGCAAGUCAUGCAGAAUUGGGAAAUCCUCUGUGGACCGGAGUGGCGGGACGAUGAUUUUGGCGAAGGCGGGCAAGAUGCCUUUUCACGAAAUGUUCUUGAUAUGUUAUAUCGAGCAGCAACCAAGACCUUCCAUUCGACUCUAAUUCUGCGCCGCCUUUUUCAUGUCCACGCAGCUCUGGCAGAGUUCAACCUUGCAAUCAAGGCUUUGGAAACAUACAUCAAUCUAACCACCAGUGCGAAAGCGCGAGCGGCAAAAUCUGUGGAAGCUGCGGGUGAGCUGGAAGAUGAUGAGAUCUUUGCUCAUACUCUUUCUGAAGGAAUUAGCAUGUUGUCUUGUUUUGGGUCCUAUAAAGAAGCGGAAAAAGCAAAGGAAUUGACCAAUAUGCUAAAAAAGUUACUGGAUGAUCUCCAUUGUAUAAUUCCUACAACCACUGCGGCCAACGGGCGCGUUUCGCCAGGUUCAACCGCAGGGACUUGCGGUAGCCGCCCACUGUCUCCCAUCACAGUUUCGAUAGCAUAUCGAGCAAUCGGAAUUGGGCUUGCAAAUUGGGCGAGGUGGACCCCGGUUAAUGAAGUGCGAACUGACAUUCAAGCCGAAGCUCUAGAAGCCUUCGAAAAGUCGUUAGCAUCUGAGUCACCCGAAGGCAAUUUAGCGUCAACUUUCGCAUUUGCCCUUCUACUUGCAGAGACAAGGGACAUAAAUAGUGCGAUUGAUUAUAUUCGAACUACCUUAGUUGCGGAGCAAUCCGAUGAUGAUGCAGACUCACAAAGACAUUCUCACUGGGUUAGCACUAAAGAACGAGAUCUCGUGCCACUAUGGCAUUUGCUCGCACUUCUAUUGAGUGCGAAACAAGAUUUCGAGGCCGCAAGCAAAGCUUGUGACGCUGCCUUCGAGAGUGUACCAAGUGUCAAUUUGCUCCACGAACAAAAUGGAAAAUCAUCACAGAGCCAAUGUCAAGAGCCCGGCGAAAAAUCAGUCCGUUGGCUUUCAGCUGCUGGAAUAGAGCGGGGUAGAGGCGCGCCUAACGAGAUGGAAGCCCGCGAGAAGGAAAGCAUUGUUGAAUUACGAAUUACUCAGCUUUCUCUUCUGGAAAUCAUGCACGGACCUGAGCACGCACUAAAUCAAGCUGAGGCACUCCUCAGUCUUUAUGGGCGUUUGUUUACAAAUCCUGAGCCCGGUAAAGAGGGCGAAACGAACGAGUCGGACAAUCUAGUCCCUCCUAAGAGUUCCACGGGAACAAUUAAGAGCCUCCGGGGUAGUAUUUUUGGUAGAAGGAAGAGUAUCAGACAUCACGAGCGAGAUGGCCAUACCGGGAGCGAACGCAACGUCACGCCAAGGGUACCAUCAAUUUCGCCUGCGGCAGUUCCCGCGGAUCCUGAUGCACCAAAAAUUCAAGUUACAGAUGAGGAUCGACGGGUCUCAACGGAACGUUCCCCUUCGGAUGCUAUAGGUGACUCUUCUCGGAAUAAAUUACAUCGACGGAACGGUAGCACGAAAACGGCGCGCCCACGCAGCUCGGACAAAUCACCUCGCUCACCUGUUGAUGUGAUUGCAGUCAAGAAGCACCAGCGACAACAUGUUGAGGGCGACUCACCCACAUCUCGUAACAUGCCACUUCAAUUAGCUCGACUCGAUGGACCCUCAUCCACACCAAAACGUUCGUUGUCACACUUUGGCCAUCACAACAAGAACAACAAAGAGACCACAGUUGCUGUUCCCCUUGAAAACAAAUUCCACUACAGUCUGCUUUCGAGAAGCUGUCGCUUUGGCUCUCCCACACGCGCCCUCACGCGGUUUUCCAAGGUUCAAACACAGAUACACGCAAAAGGCUUGUUGAUCAAAAUCUGGUUGUUCGUCGCAGGGCUCUAUCGACAUGCGGGACUUUUCGAAGACGCGAUGGAAGCUUGUAACGAGGCGUCAGAGCAAACAAGACUUGUGGAAGCGCUCGUCGCAGGGCAAGAGUCUUCAGCGAGAGCGUUCGCUGCUGCAGGUUGGGGAGGGACGAAGAGCUCGGAUGAGCUUUGGGCUGACGUCUAUGCCGAAAGAGGCCAUCUUGCACAGGCACAAUCACUGCCCUAUGAUGCGAUCAAUCAUUUCGAAGAUGCCUUAAUGUAUUAUCCAGAUCAUCUCGUAGCGACAGUGGGACUAGCCAACCUUCUCCUUGACAUAUACGACCAGACCUUGCCAUUAGAGAAGAUUGAAAAUGGUCUAGACGUCAGCAAUACACCUGGUGUUUCUCUUUUAUCAACCCCAUCGAAGCUCAAAACGAAUCCUCAACCACAGCACAACGACGAUACCAAUGUCACCAGCGAUUCCUCUUCGCCACAUGACAUCACACCAGAAGCUUUAGAUCGGCUCGCUGCUCGCGAUAGAGCUUAUGGUCUUUUAUCCACCUUGACAAAACUCGGAAGCGCUUGGGACAGUUCUGAAGCGUGGUUUGCUUUGUCAAGAGCUUUCGAACAAAGCGGGCAGAUUGAUAAAGCUAAAGAAGUCCUCUGGUGGUGCGUGGAACUUGAGGACAAACGGCCAAUACGGCAUUGGUGGAACAUUGGGUCUGGAGGAUAUGUUCUAUGA